Messenger RNA from Humulus lupulus (European hop), 477 nucleotides. RefSeq lists its product as uncharacterized. The transcript is spliced from 2 exons. The coding region runs from base 1 to 477 and encodes 158 amino acids. Lineage: Eukaryota; Viridiplantae; Streptophyta; Magnoliopsida; Rosales; Cannabaceae. The record is from RefSeq and is a predicted model, not a curated record.
AUGGCAAAAACAACCAGGAGAGCGGGGAAAACCUCUGGGAAUAUGCCAAAUCAACCUCCUCCACAAGGUGUAGAAGAAGAUGAGCCACAGGUAGAGUUGGAAGAGAAGGAGAUGGAUUCUGAAACCCUGCAGACGACUUUGAUUCAAAGGGAGAUUGGCAAGCAUUGCCAAGAACUGAAUGAGGGGCAAGCUGACAUGGACCGUAGACAGAGGGAUGCCACUGCAUCCUUAGAAGUGGCCAUUCAAUUGGCACGAGGACAGCCUGUACCUGCCUCCCAACUGGAUCUGCCACCCAACACUCACCCUGAACAAAAUUCACAUUCAGAGCAUCCCCAGUAUCACCAUAAUCCACCACAACCAAGGAAUCCUCAAAGACCAAAGCAACCUCCUGCUACUCAACAGGAAAGACCAGUCCAAGAUCCUGAGCAGCGACCACCCUCUCGUGCUGGUCGAGAUAACGCACAGCAGCGAAGGUAG